Molecule: messenger RNA, 1023 nt
Organism: Strongylocentrotus purpuratus (purple sea urchin)
Lineage: Eukaryota; Metazoa; Echinodermata; Echinoidea; Camarodonta; Strongylocentrotidae
Product: nociceptin receptor-like
Exons: 1
Coding region: 1-1023 (340 amino acids)
Biological process (GO): G protein-coupled receptor signaling pathway
Cellular component (GO): membrane
Molecular function (GO): G protein-coupled receptor activity
Source: RefSeq, a predicted model, not a curated record
AUGAAUGGUACGAACAUUUCUGAUGAGAGUGAAUGGGAAUGGGCUCCAUUUAUGUGGACAUGGUGGGUCAUAGUUCAACUCGUACUUUCUAUAACCGGUAUGGUCGGAAACCUUCUCGUCAUCGCCGUGAUCGUACGCCGACGUCGCCCUGUCCAGUUCACGGCCAACGUUCUUAUCGGCAGUCUUUCAGUAGCCGACUUCUUGACGUCGUUCUGGAUGAUACCACGCCCCAGUUUCAUAACGGUGCCUCCAAACUGGAAGGGCAUGCUCUACUGCCGGAUCGAGUAUUCAAAUAUUUUAAUGUGGAUAUCCGUGGUUGCUUCAGUGUUCAUACUCACCGUAAUAUCCGUAGAGCGGCUAGUUGCUGUCAAGUAUCCGUUCCGAUUCAGGUUUCUAUUCACAGUCAAACGAUCAGUCCGCCUAGUUGGAAUGUCCUGGCUCGGAUCCGCCAUUUUGAAUCUCUACAUUCUGACUAUUUCUAGCCACGACAGCAUGCACUAUACCUGUGUGACUAAAUUCCCGACACGCGGAGUGCACGUGACUGCGGGAGUCCUGCUUUUCAUGUUUGAAUACCUGAUUCCAGUCUCCAUCAUGACCGGCAGCCAUUUUGCCAUCAUCCGGGAACUUCAUGCUCUGGCGCGGAGUUUUCAGGUCAACGGACACGUGCCCCCACCCUCGCUGAAGCUCUUACAGACAAAGCAAAGAAUGACACGAACUGUUCUAAUUGUCGUCGUAACUUAUAUUGUCUGCUGGUCGCCGGAUCAAAUUUGUUUCUUUCUUUUCAACCUCGACCUUUAUCGAACCUUCUUGUACUCGGACCUUUACCGGAUAUUCGUCUGCUUAGCUUUCGUAUAUUCUUGUUCAAAUCCAAUUAUCUAUUCGGUUAGAAACAAAAAGUUUCGUACAGCGUUGUUUGAGUUUUUGUGUGUUUCUCCAUCCAAAAAAAAAAAGGCUUCUCUCGAUAAGAAUUUUUCAUCGUUGAAGCAAUUGACACUUCGCCAAAAUACUUUCGGACCAAGAUAG